This is a messenger RNA of Dryobates pubescens (Downy woodpecker), 997 nucleotides long. It is a transcript of the gene HDHD2, whose product is annotated as haloacid dehalogenase like hydrolase domain containing 2. Gene Ontology annotation, molecular function: phosphatase activity. The transcript has 7 exons. NCBI's taxonomy places the organism in Eukaryota, Metazoa, Chordata, Aves, Piciformes, Picidae. Bases 35 to 814 code for a protein of 259 amino acids. The record is from RefSeq and is a predicted model, not a curated record. Gene Ontology annotation, biological process: dephosphorylation.
UGCUGGCGGUGCUGCUGGAGGCAGAGAAGGGAGGAUGGCAGCUCGGCGUGUGCUGAAAGCUGUCUUGGUGGAUCUCAACGGCACACUUCACGUUGAAGACUCGGCUGUGCCAGGCGCGCAGGAAGCUCUUAAAAGGCUGCGCGGCGCACCAGUUACCAUUCGCUUUGUGACCAACACAACAAAGGAGUGCAAGAGAGAUCUGCUGGAGAGGCUGACAAAGCUGGGAUUUGACAUUGCAGAAAAUGAGAUCUUCACAUCUCUGACAGCAGCCAGAAAUCUCCUGGAGCAAAAGCAAGUGCGGCCUCUCCUCCUGGUGGAUGACAAGGCCCUGUCUGACUUCACAGGUAUAGCCACUGAUGACCCCAAUGCAGUGGUGGUAGGACUGGCUCCUGAGCACUUUCACUAUGAGAUGAUGAACAGAGCAUUUCGGUUGAUUUUGAAUGGUGCUCCUCUUAUAGCUAUACAUAAAGCCAGAUACUUCAAGAAAAAAGAUGGCAUGGCUCUGGGACCUGGGCCUUUUGUAACUGGGCUGGAAUAUGCAACAGACACCAAAGCAACAGUGGUGGGGAAGCCAGAGAAAACCUUCUUCCUGGAAGCUCUGCGGGGGAUUGGCUGUGCCCCAGAGGAAGCCAUCAUGAUUGGUGAUGACUGCCGAGAUGAUGUUGGCGGUGCCCAGAACGCAGGCAUGCGUGGGAUUUUGGUAAGGACUGGUAAAUAUCGACCGGCAGAUGAAGACAAAAUCAAUCCAUCUCCUUACUUAACCUGUGAGAAUUUCCCAGAGGCAGUGGAACAUAUCCUACAGCAUCUGCUCUGAGAAAAGGAGCACCUUGUUUCAAAAGGCAUCUGUGUAACAGCAUUUCCUUUAUCCCUGCUUCAAAAACUAAGGUCGCAGGAUCAAUGCAUGCAUCACUGUGUCAGAAGCCUAGCCAAGGAAGGGCAGAAGGACUGUGGAUACCCAGCAGGCGAGACAGAAAGGCUGCAACCAGCUCAGCUGCUG